This is a messenger RNA of Cuscuta europaea, 3551 nucleotides long. The record is from the annotation of a GenBank genome assembly. NCBI's taxonomy places the organism in Eukaryota, Viridiplantae, Streptophyta, Magnoliopsida, Solanales, Convolvulaceae.
GAGGCGACAAUUGGAACGUUUAGAAAGCCGCGAAACAUCUCGAAUGUUGUAGACAAAACCCAUCACUCUAUAUAUCUCCAACUAAAAACAAAGUAAGAUUACCAGAAUUUCAGAAGAAAGAAGAAUCCGAAAAUUAAAGCAGUACUUAUUACCAGAUAAAUAACAGCGCUCGGAACUCUUCGUCGUUUCCGGUUGGUCAAUCGAUUGAAUUGAGCUGGUGGCUUUUGUGAUUUGUGUCAUUUAAUUUUCUUCAAUCUUCAUCAUAACGACUCAGAUAUCUGAUUUUCGGGAAAAGGUAUAUGGAUUCUGAUCCAUACCAUAAGAAUCAAAUCCCCAGUUUCCCAUAUUCUUAUUAUUAUCCCAAUGCUCAAAUACCUGCCAGGCCUGAUAUGAACGUGGAUCCGGGUAAGUUUUACGGAUCUUGGCCAUUAGGUGGCUAUCCAUGUCCAGUACCCCAUGGCGGUUGUUGCCAUAGCAGCAAUUUUCAACAACCAAGUUCCUAUGCUCCCAGACCUCCUUACCCCCACAUCGCACCCCAUCCUUUCCACUAUGCGCCUCCAGGACCGUAUCCUUUUCACUAUGUGCCCCCUCCAUACUUCUCAAUGGAGCAGCCGCAUUAUGGUUUUCCAAAUCAUUUUCCCACUGAUCAUCAUUGCUGUGGGUGCCCAAACCAUCCUUGCAAGAAGAAUGAGACGAAGGAUUUGAAGAUUGAGGAGCAUGAUGAGAACGUGGAUAGGAAAAAUGGUGAAGCUAUGGUUCCUUUCAACGCCUGGAGUCAUCCUUAUCCAGUUGGUUGGUUUCCUUACGGUGAUGUCAGCAGAGAGUACCCAAAAGAGCAGGGAAAGGGUUAUAGUGGCUGGUCCCCUUUGAAUUACAUGCAUAAUUCUGAAGGAUUGAAGGACGGGGAAGACUUGCGGCUAACAACACCGCAUAAACAAGAUGGUAAGAGCAUGCCUUUUCCAUAUCCAAUAGUCUGGAUGCCUGACCAACCAAAAGAUAAUCCAAAGAUUGGAAGGAAAGUGAUUGAUUUGGGUCCAAAGUCUUCUUCUGAUCAGGAAUUGCCGCAACUUCUGGAACCCAAUCCAAAGGGUUCCUUGGAUGAUGAAGGUAAGGCCUUCAAUUCCGGAAUUGAGGAAAGGAAGACAGUAAACAAAGGAGUGUCUUUCCCAAAGGUCAUUCCCGUGAAGCAGUUGGAAGAUCAUAAUGACAUGAGGUCCCCUUCAAACCAGACGGAAGGAAACUCCUCCCAUGCUACUAUGAAGCCAAAAAAUGAAAAUGGGGACAAAAAAAUCAUCAAGGAGAAUGGUCCUAAACAACAAGUAUCCUCUCCUAAAAAGCCAUCUAAGCUACCUCCUGUUUGUCUAAGGGUUGAUCCCUUUCCAAGGAAAAAAGGCCAUAACAAACCACUUGACAGGCCAAAGGACAAACAUACUGCCCCAUCGAAUGGGGUAGGGACCAGUGAAUGCAAAUGCGCGGAUGAGGUUAGUAAUACGGCGGAGGGAAGCAAAUGCAGCAAUGAAACUGUAAAGGUCAACAUUGAAGAGACAACCCAAGGGGAGGAUGCACAUAAAGAAGUGAAUGCUGGAUGUGAUAUUCCUACUGGUGAAAGUGAAAGUGGAGUAGGUAGUGUUGGAAUUAAAGGAGUUGCUCCCUGUGAGCAAGAAAAGAGAACAUGUCCUGGUGUUGUACUCUGCAAUAACACAAAAGGUCAAACAGAAACACUGACCAAAGUAAAAUUUUCAGGAAGUGAGGCAGCCACCAAGAUCCAGUCGGCAUAUCGUGGUUUUGAAGUGCGUAAAUGGGAGACUCUGAAGAAACUAAAGCAAAUAUCCAGGUUUAGAGAGCAAGUGGCUGAGUUAAGGACUCAUAUUCAGGCUUUGGAGGAUUCUUCUGAAAAGCCAGUUGAUGACAAGCAGAAAAAUGUGAUUGCAGAGACCAUAAUGAACCUUCUUCUGAAGCUUGAUGCAAUUCAGGGUUUACACCCAAGUGUAAGAGAGGUUAGGAAAUCUGUUACGAGAGAGCUGGUUAGUCUGCAGGAAAAGUUGGACUCUCUUAUUGACAGAAGUUCACAACAAGCAAUAACUAAGCACCAUUUAACAGCUGAAAAUGCUAUUAGUGUUGAUGGGUGUGCUACUAGUAUUGAUGGCAAUGCUACCGUCAUUCAAGGGCACCCCAAUAACACAAUGGAGCAAAGUGAAGAGGGGGAGCUGCUGCCACUUCCACUGGAAAAUUUAAAUGGCAUGGUGCCAAAUGAUGGACAAGAUAAUGAUGACCAGCUGAGUUCCAUGGAAUUAUUAGAAGCCAAGGAGAAGAUAUUGGACCUUGUUGAGUGUCCAUCAACUAACAAUGAUGCAGAGAAAACAGAUGCUAGCUGUCUUGAUAUACUAUCCCAGGAAGAGCAGCAAAUGGGUCCAGAUGGGUCCUGUUUGUUGAAGGAUCAGCUGAAAGAAGCUGCACAAGUCUCACCACUAGGUAACAUUUUGAAUAGUGUAGAGCAUGAGGAGGCAGAAGCAAAAAACGAUCAAGAAGCUGGAAUUUGCAGCCAGACGUCUGAAGCAACAAAAGGGGUUAUCGAUGGAUUUCCACAAGAUGAAGCAGGUCUGGUGGAAGCAGGGCACUUGAAUAGAAAAUUGGAAGAUGAUGAUCAAAAGAAGCAGCAGGUCCAGGAUGAAAAUGAUGAGCUGAAGAGUGGUGGCGAAACAGCUCCCAAAGAAGCAGGAGAAGCUGUUGUCAAUGAAACUGCAGCAGCUGCUGAAGUUGCUGGUUGGACAGCAUGUUCUGAUCAGGAAGGUGAUAGUAAGCACGUAGUGGAGGAUAAUGAAAAGUUGGAUAGAGACAUGGAAGGUGAUGAUCAAAAGAAGCAGCAAGUCCAGGAUGAAAAUGUUGAGCUAGAGAGUGGUACAGAAACAACUGCCAGAGAAGAAGCCGUUGUCAAUGAAACUGUGGCAGCUGCUGAAGUUGCUGGUUGGUCGGCACCUUCUGAUCAGGCAGGUGAUAGUAAUCACGUAAUGGAGGAUAAUGGAAAGUUGGAUAGAGAAAUGGAAGAUGAUGAUCAAAAGCAGCAUCAGGUCCAAGAUGAGAAUGUUGAAAUAAAAAGUGGUGGAGAAAAGGAUGCCGAAGGAGGAGGAGCAGAAGAAGCUGCUGCUGUCAAUGCAACUGCAGCAGCUUCUGAUAACCGUGGUUGGUCGGCAUAUUCAGAUCUAGAAGGUGAUAGGAAGCUGGUAAUGGAGGAGAAUGAAAAGUUAAGAAAGCUUAUGGAGGGAUUGGUUGAAUCGGGUAAAGAGCAGCUGACCACCAUAUCUGCGCUCUCUGCUAGAAUCAACCAACUUGAGAAGAUGUUGUCCUCUUCUAAGAGAAAGAAGAAGCUGAAAAUGAGAGCCCAAAAGUAGAGCCGCACUCCCAGAAAAGGAUUCGUCCGAGGUUCUGUAAUUGUAUAAAAUGAAUCCGGUUUUUGCUUCUUUUUUUGUAGUGUGUAGUAGUAGAGGACAUUACUUGAUUUACUUCUUGUUUGAAGUCAAUUGAUGUGUUCUGUUUCUGAAAGUGUCUCAAAA